Molecule: messenger RNA, 7734 nt
Organism: Cydia pomonella (codling moth)
Lineage: Eukaryota; Metazoa; Arthropoda; Insecta; Lepidoptera; Tortricidae
Gene: ena
Product: protein enabled-like
Exons: 14
Coding region: 454-2538 (694 amino acids)
Molecular function (GO): SH3 domain binding
Source: RefSeq, a predicted model, not a curated record
AAUGUUCUGUUUGGGUAUAGGUAGUAUAGGUACCCAGAAACGUCGUUCAGUGUGACCCAUUUUUAUCUCAAUAAUAUCCUUAUUAUCAAACUGUAGUAAAAUAUUCUAUUAACAUCUUUUAGCGUGUAUAUAAUAUUAUUUUUAGAUAAAAGCAGCGUAAAAUAGCGUAAAACAGCCUACAUAAAUACUAAAAUUACUGUACCUUAUCAGAGCAGUUAAAAAAACUGCAACCACAAAUUAAUAAAUUACACAGUUGCGCUUGCGACGCUUGUAGCCUUGCCCUUAAUGUCCGUCAAUCAUACAAUCAGUAGCACUCGAGACAUCGACGCGCGCGCACGUCUCUCCGCCUUUACAAUGUGACUCGCUCAAAUUGUCGAAACCCAUCGAUUUACUGUCAUAUUUUUUAGUGAAAGUGAACUGUGAUACACAAAAAGUUACAUUCUAAAAGUGAUAAUGCGUCGUGUUAAAAUGAACAUAGAUCCCGAUUUGGGGGAUCUAGAGGAGAUGUUGGCUCAUGUACAAACUCAGCUGGAAAACGAGAUAGAUUUGGAGAUGGAGAGCAAGAUGACCUCCCUUAUCAACGUCCAAGAGUCCCCAAAAAUGGUUAAAAGGACCAGUUCCUUCAGUAGAGGCGAGAGUUUUGAAUAUAGACGACCAGCUCCAAGACCGCCUUUAGCUAGAGUUAACAGCGAAAUCAACUCUGGCAGUAAAUCUCUAAACGGAGAGUACGGAGCGUUAGAAAAAUACCACAAUCAAAAUGGUCGCGGAUCCCAGACGAGUCUAAAGUCAGAUGAAAUGGGUUCUCAAAUCUCUUUUCAAUCAUUUCGUUCGGAGCCUGUACAACGGCAUUCUGUGUUAAGCCUGCCGGACAAAAGAGGAUCGUGUGCGUCUCUCAAUGGGAGAGGGAAAACUGCAACGUUGCCGAGAGGAUAUGGUUCGAGUAAGGAGAAGAAUUGGGAGGAGUAUUGGGCACACGAACAAUCGAUAAGCAGCGCGCGCGCCUCCGUCAUGGUGUACGACGACGGCCUGAAGCGCUGGGUGCCGUCAGGCAGCAGCUCGGGGCUAUCCAAAGUCCACAUCUACCACCACACCCAGCACAACACCUUCAGGGUUGUUGGGAGGAAGCUCAACGACCAUGAGGUGGUAAUAAAUUGCGGCAUCGUCCGCGGGCUCAAGUACAACCAAGCGACGGCGACGUUCCACCAAUGGCGAGAUGCGCGACACGUCUAUGGCCUGAACUUCUCGUGUCGUGAGGACGCGGACAGUUUCGCGAGAGCCAUGAUGCAUACACUUGAGAUCCUGGCAAACAAACCGAGCGGAAACUCAGCGCCGCCACCGCCACAACCGCCUAAUCCGCCUGUACCUUUUAAUGGACACAACAACACACAACACUACGAUGAAGAUAUGGGCUACAGAACGAUGACGCGCGAAGACGCAGCCAUACUGCAGCAACCAGCGUACCACGCGCCCCAGCACCAGCACCCGCAGUACCACCCGCCCAGCCAGUACCACGCGCCACACCACGCGCACCAGCAGCCCAUCCCGGGCGCGGGCGCGCCGGCGCCGCCGCCGCACGCCGCGCCGCCGCUCGCCGCGCACGCGCACACGCACACGCUGCCGCACCAGCCCUCGCAGCCCGCGCACACACACCACCGCACCUCCAGCGCACCGAUGCCGCCUAAUAUGUGCCUAACGGCAGCGAACAAUGGGCCGCCCGCGCCACCGCCUGUACCGCCGCACCAAAAUCUUCCCGCACCUAAUGGUCCCAUAGCGCCACAGACGCCCCCGGCCGCGCCUCAACCUCCUCCAGCGCCGGCCGCCCCGCCGGCGCCCCCCGCGCCCGCCGCCGCGGGCCCGCCCCCGCCCCCGCCGCCGCCCGGCGCCGCCCCCGCCCCCGCCCCCACCCCCGCCGUGGCGUCCCCGCCCCCGCCGCCGCCGCCGCCGCAGCCCCCCCAGCCCGACCUGUCCGGCCUGGCCGCCCAGCUGCAGCAGGCCAGGCUCAAACGGCAAGCCAAGCAAGCGGUGACUCUCGCGGCGAGCGCGGACGCGUCCCCGCCCGGCGGCGCCGAGCACUCGGGCUCGUCGUCCAGCUCGGGCGGCAGCGCGCGCGGCAACAACAACAUGCACUGCAUGAUGCACGAGAUGCAGCGCACGCUGGCCCGCCGCCGGGCGCAUUUGGACCGAGCCGAGGAGUCGUCAGGGGAUAACAGCGCCAACACUACACCACUGAAAACGUGGGAACGCGCUGCUACGCUACCACACCGCCUACCCAACACCUGUAAUGGCACUACGCCUAACUCCGAGUCACCCGCUACGCAAGCGCCGCAGUCGCCGCGCUCGGUGCGCAAGCGCUUUGGCUCCGCAAGCGAGGAGACUAUACUUAAGCAAGUGAACGGCGGUGGCGAUGGCGGCGGCUACGUGUCAGCAGCCGAGUGGGAAGCUUUCAAGCAAGACAUGCUGCGUGAGAUGCGCGCGCAGCUCACACAGAUUAAGCGCGAGAUACUCGACGCAAUGAAGGCGGAAUUCGCGCGUAGGUAAAGCACGCCACGACGCAUCGAGUGUUAACUAGUCCAUCGCAGCCGCAUACUGGUGAACAACGUGUUCUAUCCCGCUCCCUCCUACUCCACUAGAGCAGAGCACCUGCAUUUGCUUAUAUCCGUGAAAUAAGGAAAGUACAGUGUUUUUAUUAGGUUUUUCCAUUACUAUUUCCAGUUUGUUGGAAUGAUGAAUAAGAAAACGUUUUAUCAAGUCGGUGUUCGAUUAGCCAGUCGAAAGAGGCUUAUAAUUGGUAUGUAAAAUAGAAAUUAUUGCGGAAUUGGCAAAAUGUAAAGAGAUGUAACGAACAACGCUUGCUCUCAAUGCUUUGUGAUUAUUUUUCACUUGCAUAAUGUACAUCUAUUACUCUCGUGUUUAGACUUAUUAUAUAUAAAGCGUCGAUGUCACUUUGAAACGUGAUGACUGAGAACAAAGCCUACAAAAUGAGCCAGAUUUUCGAUAUUUCGCCGGUCUAAUAUACUAUUAUUAUAGUGGACUUGUUCACCAGUAAACGCGGUAACUUGUGAUCGUAUGACGUAUGUUCGUGUAAUGUUAGUUGGCACCGCGGACUUGGGCCUUACCGCGAAAUCCGUGUCUAUGUCACUUUAUAAGAAAACGAUGGACAAACAAUUUAAACUACGGGUUUCGUGAUAAGGCGCCAGUUUUAGAGCAUUUAGUAACUAAUUUAAACUAAAUUGUAGUAAAUACUAAAAGUUCUAAGUCCCGCGGACGACGUUGCCUGUUAAAUCGGUCUAUAAAGCCAUUCAGUGUGAUUUUAUUGUGUAACAAUAUUUAAAUAUAAACCAGUAUUUUUCAAAAAAUAACGGUUUAAUGUUAUAUGAUAAAAUCGUUAGUAUCCUAACGAGCGAUUAAUAAUAAAUAAAAAUGUAGAAUUAGCGCACGAAUAUCGAAGCAGAAAGCAAGUUGUGUUUUUUUAAUUUUAUACUUAAAUAAAUAUUUAUUCGGAUACGUAUAAUGUACGUAGUUAUAAGGGUUCGGAGACGCCCUCGCGACAUUUACUAUUGAUUACUAUUAAUAUUUCCAACCCUCUUGUGUACAAAUGUCUUAUUCACUAAUUUAAGAUUGUAAUAUAUAAAAUAAAUCGAACGCACACUUAGCGUCAUUCAUGUAUUAUUACACUAUUCGUAUAUUAUUAAAACUAUAAAUCCUAGCCCAUUUGUAUCUGCAUCUUCGUCUUUUGUAAAUGAGAUAUAAUUUAUUAUAAAUUCGUUACAUAAUCAAUAGUAAAUAGUGCAAGGAGCUUAAAGUAUGUGUAAUAUUCAUUUAGCGUCAAGUUAUACCUAGUAUUAUUCGAUAUUUAUUGACUAUAAACGCGUAUUUUGUACGCGUCACCUAGUUAUAAAUACUUUAUACAUAAUAUGUAAUUAAUGUAUGUUACUGUUUUUUUUUACUCCAUUGCCGGUACUUUAUAUAAACGUAACAUUGACAUCCAAAUCUUCCCAUAAUAUUAUUAAGUCUUCCAUAAAACAUAAGUUUCAGCAGUUUUUCAGAAAGAAUUACAAAAUGGCACGCAAAUAAUUACUUAUUUAGUAAACUGUUAACCUAAAAAUGCGAAUUUAGUCACGAUAAAGUAACUUAAAAAAAUUACAACCAACCAUGGAUUUAAUAUAUGUUUUUAAGUAACGACUUAUUGUAAAUUCGGAUAUAUAGGAUUUUUGGGCAUCACUUAUAUAUAUAUUUAGUUAUGUUUAUGGGAAUUUACGUAGAAGGUCAAUUUUAUAUAAGUGGAUCUCAUUUAAAUAAAAAAUAGAACAAGCUCAUUUUAUAUGUUGGCUUUAAAAUAUAUUAUUUUCCGAUACGAGUAUUUAUAUUUAUUUGCCACUUAGAGUCUGCUUAAGGCUUGUGAUUCUUUUUAAUUUAUCCAGUUGUGUAGUACAUUCAUAGGCCAAACUAGACUAAGUGCUUCGUAGAUUCCUAGGCAAGCUUCUAACUUCCGGCAAUGGAUUAAAAAACGUCAUAUUACGAAAAUGUAUCACAUAUUAUAAAAAAACGACGAAAAUUCAAAAGUACAUUAAGGUACAGUUUUUUUUUUUUACUUAAAACAUCGGCUCGAGGCACGACCCUUUUAGUUUUUAAGAGUACUUUAAAACUGACUGAUAUAUCAUUCCACUUUAAAAUGCCAGGCAUAAUCGGCCUAUUGAUUUUUCGUACAAAACGAACACCAUGCAAUUUAGAAGAUUUUUACACUUUUUUUUUAUAGCGACCAUGUCCUUUUUGGGAUUAUGAAAAUGUAAUUUACCAAUAGAUGUUUUAACUCUGGUGCUCGCAGUAACACUAAACAUUUUGUAUAUCACGUAUACAGGGUGUCACAAGACACAAUUCAAAAACUGAGAGAUUUAUUACAUAUAUACCUCGUGUCUUCAAAAUCAACCCAUGUGCCUUUGGUUAUCAAGGCCCGGAAACCGGUUAAAUUUCCAAACCGUUACCACCAACCACUUACUACCUACUUGGCGAAAAACCUUUUAAUACUGGUAUGGUUCGUAAAACCGUUAUUUUUAAACCAGAUAUUAGGCGAACAUUUCCAUAAAGUUCUUGUCUGAUUAACCGGUGUAGAGCAAUAAAAACCGGUUUCUUCCUAUGUCGGUGUCCCACGCCCACCACCACCAAGCCAGCCGGCCUUGUCGCUCGUCGAAUAAACCGGUUUAUUUAGGUUACAAUAAAGGUCUUAAAAAUUCGGAGUAAAACUGAAAUAAACCGGUAUAUAUCGCUAUUUUUAAAACCGGUUCCUAGCCUUGUUGGCUAUUUUUGUUCGAUGGUGAUAUGUUUUUGCGACAUCCUGUAUAGUUUAAAACACCCGAGUGUAUUUAAUGAGCCUGUUUUGAAUAACGACUGAUAAAAGCAUUUAAACAUGUUGCCAUAGGUAUACUAUCGUGUAGAAGCGACAUUAAUAAUUUUAUAUACGAAAUUACUACAGACUAUAUUAAUUAUAACUCCUCAACUUACAGGGGUCUGAAACAGCCCCCCAAAAAAAAAAACAGUUUAAAAUCGCGUCAGUUGCAAGGAGGGGGCAAAGCCCCAUUUUAAGGGGUGUAUCACAAACUACAGAGUACAAUGAAUUCAGUCGAUCGACUAAAUACCGCAAUGUAAAAACAUUUGGGACACUUGUAGAGGAGUCCUCAUUCUGUUUGUCUUGCCCCGAGCAAAAUAAACUGAUUCUUUUACCCCACGUGUCUUUAUUCCAUUUACAUUUCAAUAAAUAAAUAAAUAAACAAUUCAAUUUAAUAAUAGUAAUAUUUAAUUUAAUGAAUAAAGGGAAUAAUAAUAUUUAAUUUUAUUUUAUUUACAAUAGCAAUAUACAUAAUGGAUAUAUACCUACAGAGGAUGCCGGCGGCAUUUCCUCGUUGUAUCGCAAUACUGAUACGUUGUGCGAGGAAGCCGCCAGCUCUUCGGUCACCAGUUACGUCAACCAGACGAUUCGUGAUUUCUGUGAAAAACUUGUGCACGCUGGGACCCCAUGGUCCUAGAGGGUCAACUAUGAUCUUAGUACCUAAUGUCGCCUCUACACGUUCGGUUCAAAACGGCCUUAAAGUUGUUGAAAAAUCGUGGAAUGGUUUUCUUGUGGUGUCAUCGUUUAAUUAUAAUUUUCCAUUGAUGCCGGUGCAUAAUUUGUCGACUAAUAAAAAUCAUUCGUUCACUAGAAGUGAUUACACUUAGUGAUAUUUAUAAUAUUGUAAUAUGUAAGAUAAAAAAUAUUAGUGAUAAUUUUUUUAAUUAAAAAAACUAACCAAAUUUAGUUGGAUUAUAUUGUUCAUUGAACUAUUAUUUUAUAUUGGUCUCAGUAUGUCAAAGAUGUGUAUUUAUUGAAUAACGUAAUAGUUGGGAUUUUUUUAUGCCAUUUCGAUAAAAAUAUUGUUAAUUUUAUAAUACACUGCGCUUAGUGAAUUCCUCUUAUGUGUGUUAUCCUUGAAAUGAUUGUGAUUUUUGGACAUUAUUGAAUAUGCACUUGGACAAUGAAAAUUGGUACCAAUAGACCGUACCAAUGCAUAAAGUUUAUGCAGUUUGACCGGUUUUUGUUACCGAGUGUAAUUACUCUCAAUUAGUUUCUGACUGACUUCAAAUAAAAUGUAAAUAAUAAGUUUAAACUUUUUUUUUAAUUUAUAACAAAUCGGCAAUUUAAAAUGCCUUUUCUACAUAUUUUCGCAGUGUUUUGAUUGAUAAUUUAUAUUGAUUAUGAUUACUAUUGUUUUGUGGUGCGACACUAAGUGAUCUAUUACUGGCCAUGCACUGUCAAUAAAAAUGAUGCACAUAUAGGAAACGUGCAUGAACUGUAGGAGGCAGCACAGGAGCCGUCAGAUUUUUGGCGCGAGGCGUAAAUGUGAUGUUUAUUGUUCCGAUGUAGUCCACAAGAUGGCAGAACCUACUAAGUACAAGAAAACACGUGACGUGUAAAUGUAAAUGUAUAUAAUUCUGAUUCCGACCACAAGAUGGCAGACCCUCCAACGCGCACGGUCCCUAUUUUUCACGCAUGAACUAAACAUCUUUGAGAAAAUAAUUAAGAAAUGUAUUGUUAAACGUUAAUACUCAAAACGGUUUUUUCCCAUACAUUUUUAGUUUAGGUGUAGGGAGUAGGAACUAUUUUCUAUAUAAAAUAAAUAAUUCAUAUUUUCUUACCAUGCUUCUUUAACUUUUCAUAUUUUCAGUACCAUGCGAAUAUAAACAUGAAGACAGUACAGCCACUAAAAAUGUUUUUAGUUUCUUAUCUGGCACUUUGUAUACGUACUAGCACUUUGUACAUCAUGCACAAAGACAAUUCUACCCAGUUCAUCAGAAAUAUAGUACAACCAACGAAACAAAUUAAAUGCACAGUCAGCAAGCUUGGCUUAGUGUACAUUUUAUUUCAGUCAUCUCCACAAACCUGUAGGGCUAAGAUGGCUCUUCAUCAUUUGUCUUCCUGCCACGCUGCAGACAAAUGAUAAAUGAUUGAUAAUGCUGCUGUUUGUUUGUUGUAUGCCUGUCACGUUCUAACAAGUGAUAAAAAUGGAACCAUGCUGCCACCGCUGUCAUCGUUAUUUAUUAACAGUGUCGGGCCUGCCCUAUGUAUUAACUUAUUCGAAUGCUUGUAUGUCAGUAGGUGCCGCUAGCUUAGUGUUACCAUGUAGAUUUACAAUGUCCUAUUAUUUUUUUGUAGUCACAUAAUUGUAAAUAGUGGUAACAAAUUAUAUUUUUUUUGUGAUCAUA